GGACGGAGCUUCUUGCGUUUGGUACGAAAGAAUACCAAGGAUUUUCCUUUUUCAAGAGUCCGCGGCUGAACGUGCUUCUUGACUCUUCAAUAGGCUUGUUCAACGCUCGCUGUGGGGAAGUGCAGCCUUGGAUUUCAACCAGGCAGAGAAGCGCUUCACGUACCUCGCCGCCCACCUCACAGCUCAUAAAUCCCGUGUCCGCUGCAAACGAUAUUCCCUUUUCAAAAAUUGAUUACUUUGAAAGCUUCGCACUGGUCAGCGCUGUCAUUGUCACUGAUUUUCUGAUCAUUUACACGGGACCUACUUCCUACAAAGUGCCUGCCAUCGUCUCCGCCUUUUGACCAGAGGGCCACAGCUUCAGAAGCCCAACUAUGGCCGGGACUCCUGCGCCUGCGAGUGCGACAUCUCACAAUGUUGCCGCUUUGCUGCCAAAGCUCUACGAGGAUGAUCCAGACUUACGUUAUAUGGGCUUGAACGACCUACAUCAGCUUCUCACCGCGGGGCCUCCGAGUUUGCUGGUUCACGAUGUCCAUGUCAGCGCAAAAACCGUCGAUGGCCUGCUUCACGCCUUGAACGAUAAUAACGGCGAGGUUCAGAAUAUGGCCAUCAAAUGCCUGGGUCCCUUUGUGAACAAAGUCUCCGCCGAUCAGAUUCUUUGCCCCAUGAUCGAUAAGAUUUCCACGUUGAAGAUUGGCGAUGCUGUCGAUAACUCAAUUCCAGCCUUGGCUCUCCGCUCCAUUGUCGUGAGCUUGCCGCGGCCAAGUCCAGGAGUACCACGCUCAAAGCCUGUCCAAGAUGCAUACUCUGCUGUCAGCUGUGCUCUGAUCCCUCGCCUUGUGGGUUACAUGGUCAUCCCUCCACAGCGCAAGGAUCUGCCGAAACCACCGAAAGGGAUGCUCCAAGAAGAUAUGGAAAAUGGGACAGACAGCAACGCUAUAGACGUGCUCACUGAAGUUGCUCGCUGCUAUGGCCCUAUGCUUCAGGAGUCUGAAGUCAACGCUCUCGUCAAAAUCUCACUUGAGAUCCUGCAGCACGAGCGAACGACGUCUGUGCUCAAGAAGAAGGCAGUAACAGCUAUUGCGACUCUUGCGUCAAACCUCUCAGACAAUGCUUUGUCGCAAUUUGCAACGCGUAUUAUUGAGCUCCUUCGUGAUCCGCACCUUACCAAGAGCAAACGGAAGCUUUACAUUGGUUUAUUUGGCUCAUUGGCGAGAUCCAUACCCACAAAGUUCGGAAAAUAUCUAAAAUUCAUCACCCCAUUCGUUCUUUCCGCAUUAAGUCAAAAGGAGAUCGAUGAUGAUCUUGCUGCUCUGGAAGAGACUGAGGAGCGCGAUCCUGAGGCUGACGAUGUCCGCGAGGCUGCCUUGAUUGCACUUGAAGCCUUCCUAAGCUGUUGUGUGGACGACAUGAAAAUCUACACGCAAGAAUCUAUUGAAGUUAUUCUUCGCUUCCUCAAAUAUGACCCAAACCUUGCAGAUGAUGACGAGGAGAUGGAAGAGGACGCUGAGGAGGAUGACACUUUCGGUGGCGAUGAAGAUUUCGAAGAAGAGGCUGGCGCAGAUGAUGAAGAUGACACGAGCUGGAAGGUCCGUAGAUGUGCAGCAAAGGUUGCAGAUGUAUUCAUUGAGACACGGAGCAACGGCGAUUUGCUCGAUAACGGAAUCCUGUACGCUCAAAUCGCGCCAGCACUAGUUUCACGAUUCAAGGAACGCGAAGAGACUGUUCGGGUGGAAGUCCUAACGGCACUGGCACGGCUAAUCAGGAUCACCGGAGGUCGGGGUGUAAGAACUACCUCUUCCUUCCUCGACAGUCCCUCACACAGUGCACUUCCGUCUAGUCGCAAGAGGCGCCGAGGAAGCAGCAACGUCAGCGCCAUGGACUACCAAACAAUGGCGCAAAUCCAAGAGACACGAGUCCUUACACCUCCUCCAGAUAGUGCAAGAGCAAGCCUGGAGAGGUUGAGCCCUGAGAUUGUGAAAGGCGUUUCCCAGCUUCUUAAGACCCAACCGUUGCCAACAAAACAAGCCUCCAUUUCUCUGAUGAAGGAUUUGUCGGAAGCGCUGCAGGGUCGACUCAAUGGUUACUUGGACCAAACGCUUGAUCCAGUCCUGGAUGCUGUCAAGACAUCUGGUUCAGCGAGCACCACGACAGGUUCCCACGUUGCGUCUGCGAACACAUACCGUAUUGAAGCACUUCACUUCCUACGUGCUAUAGCACAAGCUCAUCAGUCACAAGUCUUGUCUCCGUAUCUUGAGAAAAUCGUGCAGGCAAUCGUCAGUGCCGUGAACGAUAAAUACACGAAAGUUUCUGUUGCUGCUCUAGAAGCAGCGGAGGCAUAUGUGAGGACCCUCACAGCAACCGGCUCCAGCGUGGGCCAGAAUUACAAAACAUACAUCAAGAAGAUUUACGACGCUGUCAGCAGUCGCAUUGUUGCGCAAGACUCGGACACCGAAGUUCGCCGUCUCGCUAUCCGCUGCAUGGGCACGCUUCUCGGUCGCUCAGCUCUCACUCAAGUGCUUGACGCCUCCGAUAAGGCGACAGGCUAUGAGCUCUUGCUGUCACGACUAAAGAAUGAGCUUACUCGUUUGUCAUCGGUGCGUGCCAUCGAGACUGUAGCAGUUCUGGUUCACGACCCGAAUGACUAUCCUCAAGGCUGGGUCGCAGCUGUAGCUGUCGAGCUUGGUGCACAGCUGCGCAAAGCGAGCCGUGUCCUUCGGGGUUCGAGUCUGCAAACGCUCAAAGAAUUAUCUCUUAAUGUCAGCGUAGCACAUUUGGACACAAAGACGAUCAAAGAACUUCUUCCCCUCCUGCUUCCAAUCUUGCACACUGGCGAUCUGCAUAUGAUUGGCUCUGCACUUCUCAUCCUUAACGCAUAUACGCAGAGAGAUCCUAAGACUGUGGUUAACAAAGACUUCAUCAAUGCCUUUGAUACAAUGCUUACUGGCACCAUGGUUGGUGGCACAGCUCUCGACAACUUACUCAUCCUCACUCGUAGCAUCGGGGAAAAUGAUGUCGGCAAGGACGUAAUGAGUCAACUGCUGUCUCAAACCAGCAUGAAAGCUAACCCAGAUUUGGUUGGAAAAGUCAUCGGCAACCUUCUUGUCGCUGGCGGCCCGAAGGUUGGUGUUAAGCUGGACAGCUUUAUCAAGGAGGCGCAAGGUAAUCAUGACGACAAGCGUAAGUGUCUUGCUUUGGCUGUGCUAGGAGAGGCUGGCUUGCGCAUGGGCUCAGAUUCUCCACUGCAGCCUCAACUCUUCAUUGAUUUCUUCCAGGAGAAGUCGGACAAGAUCCCAAUUGCUGCUGCAGUUGCGCUUGGUCGUGCUGGUGCUGGGAACGUCCCAAAGUAUCUUGAGGCCAUCCUCAAGAACAUGGGCACCCCGGCAGGCAACCAAUAUUUGCUCCUACAUUCGAUUCGUGAGAUUCUGCAACAGGAAGGCACGGAGUCACAGAUCAUCCCGUUCGCGGCCCAGUUGUGGAACAACCUUCUGGCUGCCUCUCAGGUGGACGACAAUCGCGCCAUUGGCGCCGAGUGUAUCGGCCGUCUCGCCGUCUUGGACCCGGCGACUUACCUGCCGCAACUGCGGACCUUCCUUACAGACCAAAAUGCCAGCGUUCGUGGUAUGGUUAUCUCCGCAUUGCGAUUCACGUUUAGCGACACGGACGAGAGCUACGACUCCAACCUGGAGCCGAUCAUCAUCGGCAUGUUACAGACCAUGUUGAAUGAGCAGGACUUGGAGAACCGCCGUCUGGCCAUGACCACUGUCAAUUCAGCCGCCCAGCACAAGCCAAACCUCAUCGUGCCGCACCUGGGCGAUCUGUUGCCGCUGUGCAUGAACGAGACGCAGAUCCGCCCAGAGCUUAUCCGCGAGGUUCAAAUGGGGCCGUUCAAGCACAAGGUAGACGACGGUCUUGAGAUCCGCAAGUCCGCCUAUGAGACCAUCUACUCCCUGCUCGACAUCGCCUUCCCCCUCCUCGACGUGCCCACCCUUUUCUCCAGAGUCGUGGCGGGUCUCGCGGACGACCACGACAUCCGCGACCUGUGCACUCUCCUCCUCCAUCGGCUCAUCGUGCUCGCCCCGUCCGAAACGGCGUCACGCCUCGACAACUUCGUCGACCCGUUCAAGACGAUCCUGUCUCAAAAGCCAAAGGAGAACGCGGUCAAACAGGAGAUGGAGCGGCUGGCCGAGGAGCAACGACACGUCGUUCGCGUCAGUCUCGUUCUGGCCAAGAGAUUCCCGGACGAAAGCUCCGAGCUUACCAGAGCGUGGGGCGCGUACUGGGACUGGGUGAAGAAGGAGUUUGCGUCGGUCGUCAAGCACGUCGAGGACGAGGCGAGAGAGAAGGAACGCUGAAACGCACCCACUUCUUCUUGUGUUUUUUUUUUCUGCGUUUUGCUGCUGCCCUGGUGCAGUCGUGUUUGACGAAGCGAUGUGUCCUACGAAAGAUGCAUGACAAGAAAUGAAGUGAAAAAGGAAGCUGAACGGGGAGGAUGUUGACCUGUGGGCAAAGGACGGUAGAGGAGCGAAAAGUGUGCCGUACAAUUGCAAGUAGUCAUGAUCAGAUCGAGAAUGCAACAUGCUUUUUAACGACA
Molecule: messenger RNA, 4591 nt
Organism: Verruconis gallopava
Lineage: Eukaryota; Fungi; Ascomycota; Dothideomycetes; Venturiales; Sympoventuriaceae
Exons: 2
Coding region: 372-4352 (1326 amino acids)
Biological process (GO): SCF complex assembly; protein ubiquitination
Cellular component (GO): nucleus
Source: RefSeq, a predicted model, not a curated record